AUGGGAAAUAAAAAUUCUUCAUCCAACUUCAAAAGAAAAUCAUCAAAUACUCUUCUAAAUGAACCUGAACCACGAAAUUCAAAUAAUGAAAAUGAAGGAACGGAACAGAAAUAUUAUUUACCAAAUGAUUCGAAUGAUAUUGACGGUUUACACUUGCAACACUUUCUUAAAAAGCACUUAUAUCAUAAUAAUUUUUCCGUUCCUAUUGAAGACAAUUUAAUUCAAGGAGGAUAUAAAGUAUUAGACGUUGGGUGCGGUCCUGGAACAUGGUUAUUGGAUCUAUCGGUGAAAUAUAAGGAUUCUUAUUUCUUUGGAUUAGACAUAAUGCCUGUAUAUCCAAGUGAGAUAAAACCAAAGAAUUUAGAAUUUAUUGAAUCAGAUAUAUUUAAAGGGUUGCCAUUUCCCGAUAAUGUAUUUGAUUUUGUACAUCAAGGCUCAAUGUUAUUUGCUGUAAAAGCGGACCAAUGGAAUUUUGUAAUUUCUGAACUCGUUAGAGUGACAAAGCCAGGUGGAUUUAUUGAACUCGUUGAAUUUACCGGAAGUCAAAACAAUGGUCCAAUCUUAACUAAGUUACAUGACACCUAUCAUGAUUCUUGUUCUCAACGAGGCGUAGAUUUGUCGUUAUCAUGUCAUCUCGAUAAAAUACUCGAAUCUCAAGUUAAUAUAACGAAAGUUCACAAAGAUACAAAAUCAUUUCUAAUGGGACCAAAUGGUGGUAAACUUGGCAUGGUAAUGCAAGACGUUUUUUUGAUUUAUCAUGCUUCUAAAGCAUCAAUUGAACAUUUAAGCUUAAAGCAAGGCAUUUCGAACGAAGAAGUUAAAAGUAUGCUAAAUGAUAUUGUGAAAGAACUCGAGGAAACCAAACCCGAACUAAAUAUUAGCAGAUUUUGGACUCAAAAAAAUCCAUGA
Messenger RNA from Funneliformis geosporum, 909 nucleotides. Lineage: Eukaryota; Fungi; Glomeromycota; Glomeromycetes; Glomerales; Glomeraceae. The record is from the annotation of a GenBank genome assembly.